AGGAGGAGAGAAACAAGUGAGGGAAGGAGAAAGGACGAUAUCGUCAGCGGAGAAUAUUAAGACACACGGACCAGAGUCCUUAUAGUUGGAUAGCUAGCUAGUUUCAUCGAGUUAAAAACGAUGUUUUCCCUCUCGACUACCUUCCAGCCACAGGUGACUGUCCCGCUGAGCCACCUCCUCAAUGCUCUCCACUCCCUGAAGAGUUCGGCCAGCUCAGUGGCGAGUUCCUCCAUACAGAGUCUGCAGAGAGACAGGAGUCCAGAGCUGGACCUGCCGCCCUGUGAGCCCACAUGGAGCCUGAAGGACCUGGGUCUGGUAGACCUCAGAGGGAGCCAGCUGGACAAGCUGGUGAACAGACUUCUGCCCAAACCCAGCCUGGAGGAGCAGCCCAGCGCUGUCCCGGCCCAUCAGUGCUGGAAGACGUCCUACGUCUCCACAGACUCCUUCUUCCGGAACAAGCACGGGUUCUCCCACAGAGCCUUGGGUGUGUUUGGAUCUCCUGCUUUGUGCAGACAGGGUCCACUACAAUCCAUAUGUUCAGAUCUACAGCACUGGUCGGUGUGGGUCCCGAGUCGAGGCUUUAAAACACUAAAAUCCAAAACCAGGCGUCUGCAGGCUGGCUAUGAGGGUCCUGCUGAACCAGACAGCUACACUCCGACCUUCAUGAAGGGGCUCCUGGCGAGGGACAAGGGCCCUGAGGCAGAGAGUUUAGAAAAACUAAUCAAACUGAAACACCUCCCCGAGACCCAGCAAGACGCAUUCAAGACUGGAUUUGCAGAGGGUUUCUUGAAAGCCCAGGCGCUGACCCAGCGAACACAAGACUCUUUGAGGAGGACUCGGCUAAUCUUACUGGUCCUCCUCCUGCUGGGUUUAUAUGGGCUCUCAAGAACCCCCUUUUUAUCGGGUAAAGGCUCCUUUUCUGAUACUGUUCGAUUCCGCACCACGUCCGGGCUGGACGCCGCCGUGGAUCCCAUCCAGAUGAAGAACGUCACAUUCGAGCACGUCAAAGGGGUGGAGGAGGCCAAGAACGAGUUGCAGGAGGUGGUGGAGUUCCUCAGGAACCCCCAGAAAUUCACCGUGCUCGGCGGGAAGCUGCCGAAAGGCAUCCUGUUGGUGGGGCCGCCGGGCACGGGGAAGACGCUGCUGGCGCGAGCCGUGGCCGGAGAGGCCGAGGUGCCCUUCUACUACGCCUCGGGGUCGGAGUUCGACGAGAUGUUCGUGGGCGUCGGCGCCAGCCGCAUCAGGAACCUCUUCAGGGAGGCCAAAGCCAAUGCACCAUGCGUUAUCUUCAUCGAUGAGCUGGACAGCGUGGGAGGGAAGAGGAUCGAGUCUCCCAUGCACCCCUACUCCAGGCAGACCAUUAACCAGCUUCUGGCUGAGAUGGACGGGUUUAAGCCAAACGAAGGGAUCAUCAUUAUUGGGGCCACCAACUUUCCUGAAGCUUUGGAUAAUGCUCUGGUGAGGCCAGGACGCUUUGACAUGCAGGUCACGGUCCCGAGGCCCGAUGUUAAAGGCCGCACGGAGAUCCUCCAAUGGUACCUGAAAAAGAUCAAAGUAGAUUCUGCUGUUGAUGCGGAGAUCAUCGCCAGGGGAACGGUGGGAUUUUCGGGGGCGGAGCUGGAGAACCUGGUGAACCAGGCGGCCCUGAAGGCAGCGGUGGACGAGAAAGACAUGGUCACCAUGAAGGAGCUGGAGUUCGCCAAGGACAAGAUUCUCAUGGGCCCAGAGCGCAGGAGCGUGGAGAUCGACAAGAAGAACAAAACCAUCACGGCGUACCACGAGUCCGGCCACGCCAUAGUGGCGUAUUACACCAAGGACGCCAUGCCCAUCAACAAAGCCACCAUCAUGCCGCGCGGCCCCACCCUGGGCCAUGUGUCCAUGCUCCCGGAGAACGACCGCUGGAGCGAGACCCGGUCCCAGCUGCUGGCGCAGAUGGACGUCAGCAUGGGGGGCCGGGUGGCCGAGGAGCUCAUAUUCGGGAACGAGUACAUCACCACGGGUGCUUCCAGUGACUUUGAUGGGGCCACCAAAAUAGCCAAGAUGAUGGUGACCAGGUUCGGAAUGAGCGACAAGCUGGGGGUCAUGACCUACACUGACCUGUCGAAACAGAGCCCUGAAACCCAAGCUGCUAUCGAGCAGGAAGUACGAGUGCUGUUGAAGGACUCGUACGAGCGCGCCAAGAACAUCCUGAAGACCUACAGCAAGGAGCACAAGAACCUGGCGAACGCCCUGCUGACCUACGAGACGCUGGACGCCAAAGAGAUUCAGAUGGUGCUGGAGGGAAAAACGCUGGAGCCCAGAUGAUGCGUUCUGCACAGCACAGCAGAGACAAUGGAGAAUUUCACUGUACAUACGUAACAAACCGGCGCCGCGGACGUGGUGCUUAAAGACGGGGGGGGGAAAAAAGUAGUUUAUUUUCAUUGCAAACAGGACACCGUAUACAGGUUUUUAUUUGCAUCUCUGUUGAUUUUUAAAAUCGUACGGCCUUUCCUCUCGUCUCCCAUCUUUGAAAGAGUCCGGUUUCACAGGCUUCAAACCCUUCCUGGUUCACAGUAUCUCUGUAAGGUGAAACUCGGCUGGGUCAGUUUCACCUCCACAAUCUGCCGCAGUCUGUUUUUUGUUCUGUUCUUAUUACUCACAUCAAACCUCCCACCCCACCCCCACCAAAAUGUCUCUGUUGUAGGGUUUCUUAUGUGGCCAGUGGAGGCAUUUUCCCUUCUUCGGAUGGAUUUAUGUUCUUCAGGCUUCAGAGACAAAGUGCAAUAACCGAAAUUGGCUAGUGGUGACAAUCUGUUACUAGCUGCUCUGCCUCCUCUCUCUCUGUGUCACACAGCCCUUUGGUGACGGUUUUACCCAGAGUGCAUUUGAGGGGCGUCUGUGGUCAGGGGGAGGGUGUUUCACUGAUUGCCAUGCACGAUAGGGCUCUGACUGGAAACCGGGUGAUGUACUUGAUAUACCUGAGACUGAAUUUCAUGUAGUCACUAAUGGGCUGUAUUAUGUAUGCUGUGUUAGUUGAAAAGUGGCUGGAUCGGAGCAGAGAGAGAAGAGCUUUACAGUGAAACUUCCUUCAACACCUUUUAUGAAUUUAUCAGCAUAUGACUUGACAAUGAUAAUAUGUAAUGACAUAUUGUCUAUAUAUAAUAUAAGCAAGCUUCACUGUUAGUACUUAAAUUCUCUCUCCAGAGUAUUUCCUCCACAUUGGCAGGUCAGGACCUCGGUCUGUCUCUCGUAUACAUGAAGGAUUUUGAAAUGCUGUUCGAUAAGGGAGUUUCUCCAGUGAAGAUGUGCUGUAAUUAUCCAGAGGUCUGUGGAAACCAUGCAUCCUCUUCAUUUUCAGGAUUUUUGCUGAUUGGGAAGGUGUGGGAGGGUACUGAGGAUUUUUGUAGGAGGAGAUUAGAGGCAGAUUGCAUAUGUACAAAGUGAACUUUUUUCAAUGCAGGACUUAUGUACAGUUUUCACACAGUUUGAAUACAAAGAUACUGCCUUCCAGUUUUAAGAAUGUCAGUACUCUGUAGGCUUCUAUUUAAGACGAGGGAAUGAUUGACAAGAACUAUGAAACACUUCAUUCCAGGUUAGGGUGAAUUACUCUCUUCCCCUUUUAAGCAAGAAAUGAAGUCAUUCUGUCCCUUUGGGGAUUUUUCAGAUUGUGAACCGUAGUUUGGGUGUAACCAUUCUUUUAUCCAGUAUAACUUAUUUAUGUACUUUAUAAAGUACUUUGGUUGUGUGCUGAACCUCACGUACUGGUUUGAAGCACUUGUGUCUGCCAUUUUGCUGUGUUCGGAUCUGGGUGUGCGUAGAAAAUUAAAGGGGAACACUGUAUAUAAAUGUAUGUAAGGAUUUCUGUGUGUGUGAACUGCAUUGUUUCUUUUAAGUUGGAAGUGAUCUG
Megalops cyprinoides (Indo-Pacific tarpon) is the source of this 3886-nucleotide messenger RNA. Its product is annotated as ATP-dependent zinc metalloprotease YME1L1-like. The transcript has 18 exons. Gene Ontology annotation, cellular component: mitochondrial inner membrane. Gene Ontology annotation, biological process: mitochondrion organization; protein quality control for misfolded or incompletely synthesized proteins. The record is from RefSeq and is a predicted model, not a curated record. Gene Ontology annotation, molecular function: ATP-dependent peptidase activity; ATP binding; metalloendopeptidase activity. Lineage: Eukaryota; Metazoa; Chordata; Actinopteri; Elopiformes; Megalopidae. Bases 121 to 2304 code for a protein of 727 amino acids.